This is a messenger RNA of Spirodela intermedia, 1290 nucleotides long. The record is from the annotation of a GenBank genome assembly. NCBI's taxonomy places the organism in Eukaryota, Viridiplantae, Streptophyta, Magnoliopsida, Alismatales, Araceae.
AUGGAUUCGGGGUCCUUCUCCACCUACCCUGCCGCCGCCGCCGGCGAGGUCUGCCACUGGAACAAGCUGAGCGUGGAUCUCAUCGAACUGAUUCUGUCUCUCCUGCCGGUGAGAUCGAUCGUCCGAGCCGGAGCCGUCUGCAAGUUCUGGCAAUUCCUCAUCACCCACCCUUCCUUCGCCGCCAGAGUGGCGGCCGCCGCUCGGGCCCCCUGGUUCUUCCUGUACGGCCAGAACAACGUCCACCUCCGCAGGAACCAGGCGUUCGCCUUCGAUCCGGCCUCCGGUGAGUGGAUCCACCUGCCGCCGAUCUACCUCUCCACCGUCUCCAACGAUGAGGACGAGCAGCGGCAGCCGGACGAGUACUUCGUCGGUUCUGGCGGCUUCAUCUUCGCCACCAGCGGCUCCACUCGGACCAGCUUCUGCUACGCGCCGCUCCUCCGCGGCGCCGGGGCGGCGCCGAACACCUGGCGAGAAACCCCGCCGCUGUGCUUCUCCCGCCGGAACCCUGUAGUCGGCGUGCUCCGCCGCCGGGGCGAGUUCAAGUUCAUCGUCGCUGGCGGGGUGCGGUUCGUCGGCGGCCUGGUGGACAUCGAGGAGCAGCUGGCCGUGGAGAUCUUCGACUCCGCCGGUGGGGGAUGGCAGCUCUGCCCGCCGCUCCCGGCUGAGUUCCGCUCGGGGAACUCCUCUCAGGGCCUCUCCUCCGCGCUCCUCGGCGGAAACUCUUUCUUCGUCUUUGGGAUCUACUCCGGCCUCCUCGCCCGCUUCGACAUGUCUCUGCGAGUGUGGAGCGGAGUGCAGACCCUGCGCCCUCCGGGGGUGAUCUUUUCCUUCCUGGUGGCCUGCAGGGACCGGCUGGUGCUGGCUGGGCUGCGCAUCUCCGCCGGCGGCGCGCCGUCGUUCGAGCUAUGGCGGGUGGAGGCGGACGGCGGCGGAUGCAGCGAGAUGGGGGCGAUGCCGGAGAAGAUGCUGCUGGGGAUAUUCGACGGAGACGAAGAAGAGAGGUUCGCCAGCCUCAGGUGUGUUGGGGCGGACGGCCUGCUGUACGUCUUCAAUGAGGCUCACCACAGAGCGUACCCGGCCUGCGUCUGCGAGAUCUCCGGCGGCGGUGCCGGCCGCUGCGCCUGGAGAGAGGUUCCGCCGCUGCCAGCCCGGGUGAACCGGUUCCACAAAGUCAUCACCUUCUGCUCCGCCGUGCCCCUGGACUCCGUUCUGAACUCCGGCGCCGGAAAACCGCCGUUGGCGGUGGCGGUGGCGGCGGCGGAUGGUUAUUCCUCGAGGCCAGUGCUGUAG